Molecule: messenger RNA, 1083 nt
Organism: Enterobius vermicularis (human pinworm)
Lineage: Eukaryota; Metazoa; Nematoda; Chromadorea; Rhabditida; Oxyuridae
Source: the annotation of a GenBank genome assembly
AUGCCGUUGGACUAUUCGAAGUGGAAGGAUAUUGAGGUUUCAGACGAUGAGGAUGAUACGCAUCCCAAUAUUGAUACUCCUUCGCUCUUCAGAUGGCGGCACCAGGCAAGGUUGGAGAGGAUGGCGGAAAAGCAACAGCAGAAAGACGAAAUUGCGAAGGGAAAAUCAUCAGUUUCGAAACGUAUGCAGGAGAUAGAGGAGAAACUGCGCGACACUACGCUUGAUGAGAAAGAAAAAAUAAAAUUAGAACUUGAAAAAGACGAGAUAAAAAAACAAGAGGAAGAAUAUUUGAGGAAGGAAAAAGAACUGGAGGAUAAAGAACGUCUCGAGCCGUGGAAUGUAGAUACAAUUGGACAUGAGGCAUUCAGUGCAACGAGGAUAAAUAAAAUUAGCGAUAAGAAACCAGAGCCUCCAAAGCUCUCUGAGGAAGAAGAAGGGGAGAGGAUGCGUACAUUCUUCACAAUGAAUGGCGACCUGCUCGAUCAGUUGGGACGAUUAGAAGGAUUCGAGGCCACCGAAAAGUUUUUGUUAGAGAAUCCGCAGUUAGCUUCUGAUUUUUCAGCUAAUUAUUUGACUAUUGAGGCGUUGAACUGUGUUUCUCAUUUCUUCUGUUAUGAGAAAGAAAAAGAAAUGCGUGUUAUGGCCAAACAGUGUAUUACAAUACAGUAUCUGGUGGAACUGGCAAAGAAUUUACGUGCUGUUGCUACAAAUGUUAAUGUAAUCAAAAAUUUUUUCAAAAAGUUUCGGGUGGCAGAUCCGAUGUACAUGAAGAUGUAUGAUGACGAAGUAAACAGCUUUUGCGAAAGGCUUCAAGAAAGAGCAAAGGAUAAACGAGAGGCUGCAGAAGCCGAAUACGAAGCGGAAGAAAAGAAGAAACGAAUUGCUGCCUCACCAGGAGGUCUUGAUCCUCAGGAGGUUUAUGAAAGUCUUCCGGAGGAAAUGAGGGCAGCGUUUGAUAGUCAAGAAGUAGCGCGUUUGCAACAGGUCGCGCUUCAAAUGGAUCGAGAAGUGUUUCAGUUUCACCUGCAACGAUGUAUCGACAGUGGGUUAUGGAUCCCUGACGCCAAUGCAAAAAAGGAUUAG